AUGUUGUCCGGAGCGCCCACCAACUAUGAAGUGUUCAAGCGUCGCAUGGAGAACAUGUCAAAAGAGGACAGAAGAAAGAUGGCUCGGUUCUCAUAUUUCUCUUCAGCACCGAUAACCCCACACGACCCUCGAAACUUGACGCAGCGCAGCAUCAUGUAUGUGUCCUAUGAACCUAACCACAUGUUGUAUGCUAACGAUACCAGGGCACGUUCGAUCAAGCAGCCUGUGAAGUCCCAAGCAAAGGUAGACCAACAAAGGAACAAUGAGCGCUUCAGAGAGUUCAUUCGUUUAGUCGAAAAAUGCUGUGAGCAAAAGAUCUGCUUCUGCAAGCACAAGUUACCCGAGAACCAUGGAAAGCGCUGUCGUGUGAUGGAGCGCGUCAUCCGCGAAGCUACAGAGCAGCCUACCCCUUACUCGUCCUGGUCAGUCGAAGAUCUUUUGAUCGAAGUCAAGCAUCGCAACAUCGCUUUGCCCAGAAAACGCACAAAGGGCGGCCUCACCAAGCUCCUACAGCAAUCCGACCCUCCACGCUCGUUCCGUCUUAUGGAUUUGCCUGUUGAAGUUCGUCUACACAUUUACGGCAUGGCAUUUGACGGCGGCAGAACUGGAGACUUGGAUGUGGGAAGCCGUCGCGAUGUCGCUGAGCCUGCUCUUCUUCAAACCAGUCGUCAGAUCCGCGCCGAAGCCACUCCGGUUUUCUACGGUACAGCCUACUUUCGCUUCAUGUUGCCAGUCGUAGAAGAAGACCAGAAGUCUACACAAUGGAUCAAGAAUCGCGGGCAAAUCUGGCUGCAGCACACCAGUCCCAACAACAUGAAGGACCUACGCCAUGUCUCGUUCCGCUUCCAGGAAAGCUUUGACGAAUACGAUCUUCACAUUGAUCUCGCCAGCCGCUUUAUUGAGGACUGGCUCAUUCCGUUCGGCAGUGAGCCUUUGGAGUGCCCAUGUCGACGUCAGAGCAAGUGGACACUGAUGCAGUGGCGCGAGAAGAUGAGUGAUACCGCAAGACCGGAGCACCAGGAGGAGGUCCGCGCCAACUUCGAAAAGUGCAUCAGCACUGCCAACAAGGCUAUCCAAGACUUCCAGGCUCUCUGCGGUCAAGGCGGAAAGGUCGAGCCCACCAUCCCUGGUCUUGCCAUCUUGGCUGAAGCUGUACACUUCGUUCUUGAGUCCUGUGUUAUGUGGAUGCUCGCUUGCAUUGAUGGGAACACUUUCUUCCUCGGAGAGCAAGAUAUCGACUAG
This is a messenger RNA of Aureobasidium vineae, 1242 nucleotides long. NCBI's taxonomy places the organism in Eukaryota, Fungi, Ascomycota, Dothideomycetes, Dothideales, Saccotheciaceae. The record is from the annotation of a GenBank genome assembly.